AUGGAAGAGGAUGAAGGCCGGGGUACUAAGGUUGUUUAUGAUGGUAAACGUAUGCGUAAAGCCAUUACCAGACGUAAUGUUGAUUAUAACGGUCCGAUUUUAAAACAUAAAUUAGGAGGUCGUUUUGGGAUAGUACAAAAACAUCCAUUAUAUUCUAUCUAUGUACCCCCUGUAACGGGUGCUUGUUCAUUAUCUAAUACUUUAACUGUUAAUUUAGCGCAUACUAGUAUCAAUAAGGUAAGAACGCCUAUUAAUGCUGUAAAGUAUGCUCCUAAUGGGAAGAGACUUAUUUCCGGAGCAGCUACAGGUGAGUUUACCCUUUGGAAUGGGUUUAGCUUUAACUUUGAAACGAUCUUACAAGCCCAUGAUACAGGCGUAAGAUCUAUGUGCUGGACACCUCAUGGGGACUUUUUAGUCUCUGGAGAUCAUGCUGGUACAGUUAAGUAUUGGCAGCCUUCCAUGAAUAACAUUCAGAUUUUAGAGGCCCAUAAGGAAGCAAUUAGGGAUAUUAGCUUUUCACCGCGUGGGACUAAAUUCUGUACGGCUUCUGAUGAUGGAACGAUUAAGGUCUUUGACUUUCAGGAGACUAAGGAGGAGGCAGCAUUGACGGGACAUGGUUGGGACGUUCGGGUGGCGCAGUGGCAUAAAAGACACGCACUGAUUGCUAGUGGGGGUAAGGAUAAUUUGAUUAAGCUUUGGGAUCCACGUGGGAAGGAGAAGACUACUUUGCACAUUCAUAAGAAUACUAUUCUGUGCUUGAAAUGGACAAAUGAUGGCGAGUCGAUUCUAUCAGGGGGUAAGGACCAGGUGAUUAAGAUGUUUAACUUGCGGGCGAUGAAAGAAGAGUUUGCGCAUAAGGGUCAUCAGAAGGAAGCGACUGCCUUAUGUAUGCAUCCCUGUUUAGAUAGUUUGUUCGUUUCUGGUGGUGGUGAAGGUGCCGUUUAUAUUUGGCAGAAGCAUAAUGAGUAUCCAAUUAGGGUUAUUCCUGAUGCGCAUAAUAAGACU
This is a messenger RNA of Nematocida homosporus, 1005 nucleotides long. Its product is annotated as polyadenylation factor subunit 2. Gene Ontology annotation, molecular function: protein binding. Gene Ontology annotation, cellular component: mRNA cleavage and polyadenylation specificity factor complex. Lineage: Eukaryota; Fungi; Microsporidia. The transcript has a single exon. The record is from RefSeq and is a predicted model, not a curated record. The annotation marks the transcript as partial.